This is a messenger RNA of Archocentrus centrarchus (flier cichlid), 1800 nucleotides long. RefSeq lists its product as uncharacterized. The transcript has 4 exons. The record is from RefSeq and is a predicted model, not a curated record. Bases 319 to 987 code for a protein of 222 amino acids. NCBI's taxonomy places the organism in Eukaryota, Metazoa, Chordata, Actinopteri, Cichliformes, Cichlidae.
GUAACUAAUCAUCCAUGUUUAAAAGAGCCAGGUUCAGUGAGUGGGUAUGGUGGAUGGAAGACAAGCCUGAAGUAUAAACUUGCCAACUACCGAACAAAACUCAGACUGCUUGGGUGUCCUGAAGUUGCUGUGAAUGCCUUGAAACACAAACCUGAGAGCAAAUGCUGUCCUGCAUAUGGUGUGAAGAAGCCAAAAAAAGCAGAAGUAAAUUACUGCCCCAACUAUCCAGCCGGUGAAACAGCAGAGACGCUGGAAGAGUUGAGAGUUACUCUCCUCUCAGAAGUGAAAAAGAGAAACAAUGAGCAGAAGUUGGCAGAAAUGAUGGACAAGACUUUUGCACUCAGAAGGCAAGAGGUAGUUGGAGAGGCCCCCAUGAUAGCUGAUUUCAAAACGAGGUGGCCAGCCCUCUUCCAUGUGCGUGAGGUGAGUGCAGAGUUCAAGAGAAUCACAACAAUCCAUUUGCAGUCAACAUUCUUCUCCAGGGUGGAUGCUCACUCUGCAAACCUAAUGAAGGCGUAUGCCAAGAAAGGUGGAGUUCAAGGAAGAAAAAUCAAGACCAUCAUGGCACCCAUGACCCAGAAUGACACUAUUGAAGUCAGAAGAGAAUGCAUCCUCAAAGGUCUCUGCGUGUACUUGAAUGAAGAUCCAGAGAAGCUUGUGAAGGAAUACCUGGAUGUCGAUGAAGGUGCUCAAACGGCCAUAGCAGAAACUGUCUUUGGAAUCUUUGUCAUUCGAGCAGAAGGUGCAGAGCCUGGCGACAACCCCGUUGAUGUGGGGAUUGUCCUUGAGGGGGUGGAAGUGAUGAGUAACUUAGGAAAUGUAUCUUUGGCUGUGGUGAUGUUGUUGGGUCUUGUCUAUGCGCUAAAUCUGAGCUACCCUCAGGAGCUCAGGUAUACUUUUGAGGUUCUUCAGAAAAUCAUUUUGGAAUUGGAUGGACACAAACUGUCCAACAAAGCACAAGUUCUCAAAACACUGCUCUCCCGCUGAGAAACUUUCUACAGCAUCAUCCUAACCUGAGGAAAACACAUAUACCAACAAUUUUCAUGGCACUAGCUUAUAGAACCUGACCUAUAAUCAUUUCUCAAAGACUGUACAGUCUAAAACAAGAUUUGUUAGAUAAAGUUAUGGAGCAAAUUUACUGAUACCCUUUACUUUGUUAGAUUUGGAAUUUGAUUUCUAUCCUAAACAGUACUUGAGACUGCCCACUAUUGGCUAAAAAAUAAGAAACUUUUACCUUGUUUUGUUUUGUGUUUUAGUUACAUCAGCACAUUAAACUACAUAUGUUAUGCAAAUGUAAAGGAAUGUGAGCAUAAAAACAGGGCCCCAUUUCUCAGUAUUAGUGUUUAGCUCAUCUGUUUUUUUGUGCUCUGUUAUUUAAUGUUUUUCUCUGCAGGGUCCAGUCUAUUGGCACUUACUGAUAGGCUGAAUUAUUUUUAAGUUUCUUGUAACUAACUAAAGACUCUAAAGUUUGUUUGUUUUUUUAAAAAAAGCUUAAGCACUUACAUUGGUUAUUUGAGGACUUAAACUAAUUGUAAGAGCUCCCAUUUGUCUUAUGUUUUCACCCUUAAUGCCAACCAGACUGUAGACAAAAUGUGUCCCUGCUGACUUGUGAAUGUAAACAUUUUAAAUAGGUGUAUAAAUAAGGUUCUAACUUUGUUUAAUGUUUUUAUCAAUUUCCGUGUGAGUUAGCCAUCACAUAUAACAACCGGUAAAAGAUUUUCAGUGCAAAUUUUAAUUUUUGAAUAUAGAAGUUUAGUUUUUCUAGUUUUUCAUAACUUAGCAAGCCAACAGUUAUUCAUC